AUGACAACAAUCGAUGAAAUUAGAGUGGAUAAAAAUAAGGCAAAAUGUGAACAUAGAAAGGCAGAGAAAGAAAAGCGAAUGAUAAUUUUACAAAAUGAACCUACUGAAUUUAAUGAAAAAGAACCAGGUUUUAGAGAAAUAAGAAUUAACGUUGAACUAAAACAACAAGAAAACAAUAUUUUUAGUUUCCCUGAUUUAUGUAAAGAAGCCGACGAGUUUCAAUUCAAUAAACCUGGUGAUGAUUUUUUUAAAAGGAUACUUGAGAAUUCUGGAAAAUAUGCAGAUGAGGAAGAAGAAGAACAGAGUAAUAGGAGAAAGAAAAGGCAAGAAAAAUAUGACGUUUCUGAUCCAUUCAUCGAUGAUAGUGGCAUGGCUUCAUUUAGACCAGAUAAUAAUAAUAAAUCUCGUCCUAAAAUCGAGGGCUUCUACGUAUGGAGGGGUCCGUUAGAAUUAGAAAAUAACAAUGGCAAAUCUUCUGGAAAAAAGAGAACUUAUAAACGCAAAAAAAAAGAUAACAAUGAGGAAGAUGAAGAGACAGGGGAAUCAAAGCCUCGUAAAAGGCGUAAUACCAAACCACGACCAUCCGAUGAACCUGUUAAAAAAGACAAUGAUGAUGGGAACGAAGAACCAAAAGCAAAAGGCACAAGAAAACCAAGAAAACCAAGAAAAUCAAAAAAUAAUGAUUCCACCACCAACGCCACAACAGCAACUACCGAAGGAACAGAAACAAUUGUAGUAAUUGAUCCAGAAAAGUCUUCAUUUUCCUCUUCGUCUUUCAUUAAUGCUAUUGCUUCUAAUACUUCUAAUAAUAAUAACCAAACAACUGCUAUGGAUGGUAUUAUACACAAUAGUGUACAAAAGGUACAAGAACAACAACAAAUACCAAAAGAUUCAUUGUAUUCGUCUUCAUUUUCCAAUUCGAAUACACUCGAUGAUGCUCAAAUGAACACUCUGUAUAAAAAACGACCCAAAGAACAUAAAGAACAAAAUAAUAAUACAGUAACUAGCAAAAAGAUUUAUCAUGUUGAGUCAUUAAAUCCUGAAUUACAACAAAUCAUAUUGGUUUUUAAGAAUGAAGUAUCAAAAGAAAGCUUUCAGAAUAAAUCAAGAUUUCCGGAAAGUCUCAAACCCAUUCUGGUUAAAUUAUUGUCUAAAGCAUAUGAACUCGGUGGAUUUAAUGAAAAUCUUUUCAAAAUGUUGACAAACAUUCUUCCUUACAAUAAAUUCACCAUAACACGUCUUUGCUAUAGAACAAUGUACCCAAAAGCAAUUCAUGAUGCACGAUCUAAAAAAUUAAAAUUGAUUUCACAAUUUAAAUCAUCAGUUGAUAAAGCAAUGCCUAAACUGUUAAAAGAAUAUGAUGAACGUCUAGCAAAAAUAGAACCUAGCCCUAAUGUUCCCUUCUCGUCACCUUUUCCUUCUACACCGCCACCAUCUUCAUCAAAUAUGGAUAUGGACAUUGAUGAUUAUGAGGGUCCUGAUGUUGCUAAUGGUGCCAAAGCUCCUAAUAAAGAAAAACCAUUGGUACCAAAGAAAUUUAAAUGGGACAAUAGCAUUAAAUCUUUAUUAUAUCAAAUUAUUCAAACUGAAAUGUCUAUUGUGGUGAUGUCUAAUCAACUUGCUGAGGCAGAAGAGAGAACUGAAAGACAAUCUGAACAAACAUGUAGAAAAAAAUUGUACCAAGAUCUUUUAACAAUUUGGCCUGAUGGAUGGAUGUCAUCUCAAGAUAUAGGAAAG
Molecule: messenger RNA, 1737 nt
Organism: Entrophospora candida
Lineage: Eukaryota; Fungi; Glomeromycota; Glomeromycetes; Entrophosporales; Entrophosporaceae
Source: the annotation of a GenBank genome assembly